CUUAACGCCUGCCCCCGCAUCAAACUCAGCCGCAUAAUUCCGACGACACCACCGGCAGCGAGACCCAAACCCACCGCGCUUAGCUCGCUUUACGGCCUACUAAUACACAGUAAUUUAAUUACUAUCAAUUGAUUAUUCGUGAAAAAACGGCGGAGUCAGGUCGGCUGUGAAUAUGGAAGGCGGAGGACGACGGUUGUGGCGGCUCAGCCGCUGCGUGAUGGCCGCUGCAUUUCAGAAAACCAAGCCUCGAUACGCGAGUCUACGGAUAAAUGUUUGCUGCUACCAGAACCGGUUAUUCGGCCGCGGCUACUCCAGCUCGCACGGAUUUGCGCCGUCGCAGCCGGAGCUUUCUCACGAUCUCGUCAACAUCAUGGAGCAAAAGUUAUCCGCCAUUGAAAGCCGGCAUGCUCAUCUUCAAUCUGUUGUCAACCAGCCGGAUGCCUUGCCGGGAGAUUAUUCCACCGCGAACAAAGAGCUUAAGAAGCUCCGGCAUACAAUGGAUGUGGUGGCUGAGUUGAGAAAGAUAAACAAGGAGAUUGAGGGCCUGAAAUUGGUGAUAUCUGAAGCCCAAGAUGACAAGGAAAUGCAUGAAAUGGCUUCUGAAGAAUUGGGGCAGGCGUCUGAGGAGGAGAAGCGCCUUCGCUAUUUGUUGCUCAAGUCCUUGCUUCCUAAGGACGAUGCAGAUGAACGCGAUUGUAUCUUGGAAGUUAGAGCAGGAACCGGUGGGGAAGAGGCUUCUUUGUUUGCGAUGGACAUAUUCAAAAUGUACGAGAAAUACUCCCAGAAGAAGGGAUGGAAAUUUGACAUUCUGGAUGUCGCAGAAUCUGAUCUUAGAGGGUACAAGGAAGCUAGUGCUGCAAUAUCUGGUGCAGAUGUGUAUGGGAAACUGAAAUUCGAGAGUGGGAUUCAUAGAGUGCAGGUUGAUGUACAUUUAAGGAAUGAAGACCUGAAAAUCGACACGUAUAGGUCUGGUGGUUCAGGUGGUCAGCAUGCGAAUACCACAAACAGUGCUGUCAGAGUCACUCAUGUACCGACAGGGUUAACUAUUGCCAUACAAGACGAACGAUCCCAACAUCAGAACAAAGCCAAAGCACUUAAGAUACUGUGUGCCAAAUUGUAUGAGAUGGAACGAACUAGGGCAGCUGCAAGUCGUUCGAGACUUAGAGCAGAGCAAAUAGGAAGUGGGGACAGAUCAGAACGCAUACGUACAUACAACUUUCCCCAGGGUCGUGUUACAGACCACCGUGUGGGUAUCACUACCCACUCAAUAGAUGGUAUGAUGCAAGGAGAGAGUCUCGACACUUUUGUCGAUGCUCUUCUGUUGCAGCAGGAAAUGGAUGCUAUCGCAUCUUUAACCUCUAAACAGUAACCAAAAUUUGAGUUUUUUUUUUUUUUUUUUA
This is a messenger RNA of Striga asiatica, 1400 nucleotides long. Lineage: Eukaryota; Viridiplantae; Streptophyta; Magnoliopsida; Lamiales; Orobanchaceae. The record is from the annotation of a GenBank genome assembly.